Messenger RNA from Malus domestica (apple), 1020 nucleotides. RefSeq names its product transcription factor bHLH128-like. The record is from RefSeq and is a predicted model, not a curated record. Gene Ontology annotation, biological process: regulation of transcription by RNA polymerase II. Lineage: Eukaryota; Viridiplantae; Streptophyta; Magnoliopsida; Rosales; Rosaceae. Gene Ontology annotation, cellular component: nucleus. Gene Ontology annotation, molecular function: DNA-binding transcription factor activity, RNA polymerase II-specific; RNA polymerase II cis-regulatory region sequence-specific DNA binding.
AUGGCGCAGUCGCAAUCAGAGCAACCUCCCAGUUUGGCCUUUGAUCCCGAACCCGAAGACCUUCGCUUUCUCUUCACCCACACGAUCCUGAACCAAAACCCCAAGCUCCUCCACCUGUCCUCAUUGCCUCAAAAGCCCAAGGCCCCGAGACCAAGCACAACGGGCCUGGCCCGCUACGGUUCCGCCCCAAGAUCCCUCCUAAACUCAGCUGUGGACUCUAUCAUGGGAGCCGCCGCCGACCACGAAUUCUCAUCCCUCCGACCGCAGCACCUACGAGGCCACUACUUCUCCGGAGACGGUGGCGGUGACUCUCCCUCCCUCACUAGCUCCGAGUCCAGCUUCAAAGUCAACUCAUCCAACGGCAGCCAUAGGGACACCAGCACCACCAAGCCAUUGCUCCAAUCGCAUGGUCUGAAUGAGAUUGGAUCUUCCAACUUUUCUUCUUGUUCUUCGACGUCGUCGGCGGCUCUGGUUCGCCAACGAAGCUCUCUAGCUAGCUUCUUCAGCCAUCUCACCGCCUCUGAGAAUAAUGGAGGAUUCUCAGUUACAAGAGGAACUGGAAGCUAUAGAUCACAAGGGGGCAAUAAUGGUGGUCACGGAGUAACAAGAUUAAAGUCGCAGUUGAGCUUAAUUGGGCAAGAUUCUCUUUCUCAAAUCUCUGAGGUAAGUGAAAAUGCUGGUAAAGGUGUUAGCACUGACAACGGCCACCAUAGUGCCAUGCAUUCUUAUCCCGCCACUAGCCUUGGGAUGGAAUCCUGGGAUAAUACAAAUUCGGUUGUCUUUUCAGCUCCACCAAGUAAGCGAGCUAAAAAUAUGGAUGGGGACAUAUUUAACUUCCUCAAUGCUUUAGAAUCUCAGUUUAGCCUUCCCCACACAUCUUUAGAAAUGGCAACAGUAGAUAAGCUACUGCACAUCCUUGAAGAUUUUGUUCCUUGCAAAAUCCGUGCUAAGCGUGGCUGUGCAACUCAUCCCAGAAGCAUUGCAGAGAGGGCAAGUGAUCUGGGUUGUUUCGACGGUUAA